Aureobasidium pullulans EXF-150 is the source of this 2906-nucleotide messenger RNA. RefSeq names its product endo-1,3-beta-glucanase. The coding region runs from base 56 to 2773 and encodes 905 amino acids. Gene Ontology annotation, molecular function: glucan endo-1,3-beta-D-glucosidase activity; endo-1,3(4)-beta-glucanase activity. The transcript is spliced from 4 exons. Gene Ontology annotation, cellular component: cell surface. The record is from RefSeq and is a predicted model, not a curated record. NCBI's taxonomy places the organism in Eukaryota, Fungi, Ascomycota, Dothideomycetes, Dothideales, Saccotheciaceae.
AUGUUCUGGUACUCCUCGGGUCGAAUUCAUAGACAAUCAGUACACUCAUUUCGCUAUGGGCGGCUCUAUCUUCCGCUUAGUGCUCUUGUUGAACGUGGUCCUAGUCCAACUUGCCUUUGCUGCACCUCUUGCAAACGACGAUGAGUGGGAAUACUUUGAUUGCGGGCCCAGCACCAAAUCUUUGCCGAAACAUUCGUCGCGGACAUCUUCGAAAGUUGCUGUCUCCUCUGUCAGCACAAGACAUCCGGAUACCUCAUCUUAUUCUCUGUCGGCUACCAGCCGUCUGACCUCUCUCAGCUCAUCUGCGGUACAAACUGCUUCUUCAACAGUAAAGCCUCAAACCUCUGGAAGCAUCAUAUCAUCGUUAGAGACGUCCGGCAAAAGCUCAGUCCAGCCGUUCCCAACCUCGAUGGUGUCUGCCUCAACCACGCUUUCUCUUAUCAAUACAGCCAGCACGUCGUUGCCACAGCCGAACAUGACAACCACCGCUUCAACCAUGUCAGUAAACAACAUCUUCGUGGCGUUCGCGACUGGACCCCCUCCGUCGCAGGUCUCACAAAGAUCCGAUCAUCCAGUCGAGAGGUCUAUGAUCGCGCCGCAGACCAAGAAGCUUCAGACCAACAAAUUCUAUGCCAACUUCUUCUUGGGCUCUCAAGCUUCAGCUACGUUUACCCAUCCCUACUCUGUGGCCUGGGCGGGAGGUUCCGGGAUACUUAAGAGCUACGGUCUAGCUAUUAGUCACAUCGAGAGGUCGCAGGUAGCCUUUGGUCCUGGGGAUCCUGUGCAAUACCUGAUCAAUCCUAUCGGGAUACAGUCGAUCACAUUAUCUGCGUCUGAAUUAAACAUAACGACACAGCUAACGAUGGACUCCCUGGACGCUUUCUCGGCCAACGUCAACCUCUUACCAAGGGUCGGUGCUCCUCCAGCUAUCACCUUUCCGUUGGUCCAAGGCAUGGGAUUUGUCACGGCGGUGUACAGUGGUAGCACACCUCGUGUUGAGAGCAGCAUAUCUUUUACUAAGAUUACAUAUCUCGGUAGGGUCGCUUCCGGAUCCACCUACAAGUACCAAGCAAAGCUUGCCGACGGCACUUCUUGGAAUGUAUAUGUCACGACAUCUCAGUCCGGAUAUCCUGUCAACUCGUUCACAUUGACUGGGGUGCGUGUGCUGCAAGGCGCUCCCGGAUUCCAGGGAUUCAUUCAAGUUGCCAAAGUGCCAUUGAGUGGAAGCACAGAUGCAGAGACCGUUUAUGACGAGGCAGCGGGAGCAUACCCUGUUGCUGCGACGAUAAGCGGCUCUGUAUCAGGUACAGCUGGAACCUAUAACCUGGCAUGGACCAAGCAGGGGGUCGCCAACCGCACUCUGCUUAUGUUCGCUCUCCCUCAUCACGUGCAAAGUCUCGCCUCCGGAACCGUGACAGACAUCAAGCUCCAAACAACGACCAAGGGGAUUGCCACUGGUGUCGUUGGCGACUCAUGGACCUUGACCGAGCCAGACCUGCCAAUUGACAUCGGUUUCGCCCCAUGGUCACCAACACAUGGAAGCGUCGACAAGGUCUCUGCUGCAGCUACCCGACUAAUAAACGAAGCUGGAGAGAGCGAGCUCAGCCAGGAUAUGGGCGCUCAGUCAAAUCUGAAUUCUAUGUACUACUCUGGAAAGGCUCUUGCCAAGUUCGCCGCCAUAAUUUACGCCGUACACGACGUCGCCGAUAAUGCCACUCUCGCCAUCAGUGGCUUAGAGAAGUUGAAGACCGCAUUCAAUGUCUUCGUUCGCAACGAACAGAUACUACCGUUGGUGUACGAGUCCUCCUGGGGUGGUGCAGUGUCCAGUGGCACAUAUCAGACUGGAGACUCCGGUCUCGACUUCGGCAAUACGUACUACAAUGAUCACCACUUCCACUACGGCUACUUUGUUUAUGCAGCAGCGGUAAUCGGCUACUUGGAUCCCAGCUGGCUAGACGCGGGUUCGAAUAAAGCAUGGGUCAAUAUGCUGGUCCGCGACUACUCUAACUCUGUCACUGAUGACGCAUACUUCCCAUUUUCCAGAUCAUUUGACUGGUACCAUGGUCACAGUUGGGCUAAGGGUUUGUUUGAAAGUGGAGACGGUAAAGAUGAAGAGAGCUCCUCCGAAGACACCCUUUCAACUUAUGCAAUCAAGAUGUGGGGGCGCACGAUCAACGACAAAUCACUGGAAGCCCGAGGUAACCUCAUGCUCGCUAUUCAAGCAAGGUCGCUCCAUAACUACUUCCUCUACACCUCAGACAACACGAUUCAACCUGCCAACUUCAUCGGCAACAAAGUCAGCGGCAUCUUGUUCGAAAACAAGAUAGACCAUGUGACUUAUUUCGGUGCCAACCCAGAGUACGUUCACGGCAUCCACAUGAUUCCUGCCGGCUUCCCAUUCAGCGCCUACGUACGCACCCAGAGAUUCGUCACCGAGGAGUGGAACGCCUUUUUCUCCGAUGGCCGUGCCGAUGUAGAUGGUGGUUGGAGAGGAAUUUUGUAUGGUAACCUGGCGACUAUUGAUCCCGCGGCUAGUUAUGCUUUCUUCUCGAACCCUGACUUCGAUCCGGCAUACCUUGAUGGCGGAGCUAGUCUGACUUGGUAUUUGACUUAUUCAGCAGCGCUGGGGGGUUCGCCAGAAUACUCAAUCAAGAGGUCUGAGCCUGAUGUGUCAGUACUGGAAGAAGAAUUGACCGGAGAGCAACAUGCCGAGAUCAAACGAGUACAUAGUGCUGCUCACCGGCAGGGGAGACAUGGGCAUGGGCCAAUUUGAAGCUAGAUAGAUAUAGUUUGGACAGUCUAAGCCGCUAGACGGUGAUAGGUGGAUGCUGGACAUUUUCCUGGAGUACCGGGAUCUUCACAUAAAUCCAAGGAUAGCACAUAACGACCAAACAUAUUCAGCUGGG